Messenger RNA from Aspergillus pseudonomiae, 1877 nucleotides. Its product is annotated as pseudouridine synthase PUS2. Bases 148 to 1848 code for a protein of 566 amino acids. Gene Ontology annotation, biological process: tRNA pseudouridine synthesis; mRNA pseudouridine synthesis. The record is from RefSeq and is a predicted model, not a curated record. Lineage: Eukaryota; Fungi; Ascomycota; Eurotiomycetes; Eurotiales; Aspergillaceae. Gene Ontology annotation, cellular component: nucleus. The transcript is spliced from 4 exons. Gene Ontology annotation, molecular function: RNA binding; pseudouridine synthase activity.
CCUCGGGACCCGCUUCUUCAUGCGUAGCUACGUCUCCGCGCGUCAAUAUUUGACAGGCUUUCUUUGUCGAUCUUUUCCGCCUGUCACCUCGCAGCGGCAUUUCGCAUCUAAUACACCGCUAUCUAACUUGCGGAGAUCAUUGGAGCCAUGGACAAUAACGAAGGAAGAGCUAGCGGACCCCAAGAAGCUGAUCGCAAGCGUAAGAAGGGGGAUCUGGGAAGGGCAGAGUGGAGUCGGCAACCGCUAGAUAAGAGAGGACGGUUAGAUAAAGAGAAUGAGGCCAAACGACAGAAGAUCGAAAAUGGAGAGGAGGUCAAAGCUCCAAUCUACGCCACGCAUUUCUCCCAAGAAGACAUCGAGAAUGAACAAAGACGGCCGAAGAAGAAGGUGGCUGUACUCCUGGGAUACUCUGGAACGGGCUACAAGGGAAUGCAAUUGAGCACUACUGAGAAGACCAUCGAGGGCGAUCUCUUCGCCGCGUUUGUGGCUGCCGGGGCUAUCUCCAAGGCUAACGCAGCGGACCCGAAGAAGUCGUCGCUGGUGCGAUGCGCCCGUACAGAUAAAGGAGUCCAUGCGGCUGGUAAUGUCGUGUCGUUGAAGUUGAUUGUCGAGGAUGAGGAUAUUGUUCAGAAGAUCAACUCCCACCUUAGCCCGCAGAUCCGCGUUUGGGGCAUUCUGGUCGCGAGCAAGUCUUUCAGCAGCUAUCAGAUGUGUGACUCUCGUAUCUACGAAUAUUUGAUGCCUAGCUACUGCUUUUUGCCGCCACAUCCCAGCACUUUUCUCGGUAAAAAGAUUAGAGAGAUCGCCGAAAAGGAGGGCGAUUUGGAGGCACACAAGGCCCGACAGGUAGAGGUCGCUAAUUACUGGGAAGAGGCCGAUGCGAAAUAUAUCCAACCGGUUAUCGACAGCUUGGAUGAGGAUAUCCGCGAGGUCGUCAUGAAUGCAAUCUAUCAUGAGAAGCCUGACGAUGAAUCAUUCGAAACCGACAAGGGCGAGGAACAAGCUCAAGCCGCAGAGGGAGGAGCAGAUUCCACCACAAAGCCCGAACUCACCGAAGCCGAGCAGGCUCACAGGCGGAAGAUCAUUGAUGCAGUCAAGGCUGUGAAGGCUGCAUACAAUACCGCAAAGCGCUCUUACCGUAUUCCUCCCGCGCGCGUUGUCCGUCUGCAAGAGGCGCUGGAUAAAUACGUUGGAACUAAGAACUUCUAUAACUACACCAUCCAGAAGUUGUUCAAGGACCCCUCUGCAAAACGCCACAUUAAAUCCUUCAACGUCGACCCUAACCCGAUUAUCAUCAAUGGCACCGAGUGGCUCAGUCUUAAGGUCCACGGUCAGAGCUUCAUGAUGCACCAGAUUCGGAAAAUGGUGGCCAUGGCCACCCUUAUGGUACGCUGCGGCUGCGAUCCCAAGCGGAUCGUUGACUCUUAUGGACCAACCAAGAUCCCAAUUCCUAAGGCUCCCGGUUUGGGGCUGUUGCUGGAACGUCCCAUCUUCAAUGGCUACAGUAAAAAGGCGCAAGAGCUUGGAAAGAAGCCCAUCGACUUUCAGGAGUAUGCCACGGAAAUGAACGAGUUCAAGCAAAGAGAGAUCUAUGACCGCAUCUUCCGCGAGGAAGAGGAGACUAACGCUUUCGCUUCAUUUUUCAACCACAUCGAUCACUUCCCUCAAGAAGAAUUCCUAUACGUUACAUCCGGCGGUAUUCCAGCCGCGAAACCUGCGACUCAACCUUCGGCGGCUACGCAAGAUGCUCAGAAGGGCCGAAAGUCUCAGAAAGAGGCCCUAGCGGAGAUUGAGGAAGAAUCUGAAGAUGAGGGCAAUCUUCCCAACAAUGGAGAAGAGGGUGGUUAGAUUCUCAGCUAUAUAUGUACAUAGUAAUA